Salarias fasciatus (jewelled blenny) is the source of this 828-nucleotide messenger RNA. Its product is annotated as cilia- and flagella-associated protein 20. The record is from RefSeq and is a predicted model, not a curated record. The transcript has 6 exons. NCBI's taxonomy places the organism in Eukaryota, Metazoa, Chordata, Actinopteri, Blenniiformes, Blenniidae. The coding region runs from base 76 to 660 and encodes 194 amino acids.
GAAGUAGUUGCGCUGGAAACGGAAACAAAUAAUCUGUACACAGAGUGACGCUCGCUCGUAACUCAACGCAGGAAUAUGUUUAAAAACACUUUCCAGAGCGGGUUCUUGUCAAUCCUCUACAGUAUUGGCAGUAAGCCUUUACAAAUAUGGGACAAAAAGGUAAAGAAUGGCCACAUAAAGAGAGUCACUGACAAUGACAUACACUCAAACGUGUUGGAGGUUGAAGGAGCAAAUGUCAGCACCACCUACAUAACAUGUCCUGCUGAUCCAAAGAAGACGCUUGGUAUCAAACUACCAUUUUUGGUGAUGAUUAUAAAGAACCUCAAAAAGUACUUCACCUUUGAAAUUCAGGUGUUGGAUGAUAAAAAUGUUCGCCGCCGGUUUCGGGCAAGCAACUACCAAAGCACAACUCGAGUAAAGCCAUUUAUCUGCACCAUGCCCAUGAGGCUGGAUGAUGGUUGGAACCAGAUACAGUUUAACCUGUCGGAUUUCACCAGGAGGGCCUAUGGCACCAAUUACACCGAGACACUGCGAGUCCAGAUUCAUGCGAACUGUCGCAUAAGGAGGGUGUACUUCUCAGACAGACUCUACUCUGAGGAUGAGCUCCCAGCAGAGUUUAAACUCUACUUGCCUGUCCAGAGCCAAAAGGCAAAGCAAUAGACCACCACUCGCUGUUCUGUCCCACCAGAGGUUGUUGGGAGUUCAGAAGGAAGAAUUAAAUCUGUAUCGAUGUAAUAUGAAAUUUAAACCUUUUUUCUUCUUGUUGUGUUCACGCUGUAAAUUUUAAUCAUUCUCCUGUCUUGUUUUCACAAUAAAGUUUUUCAUAGA